Messenger RNA from Hipposideros armiger (great roundleaf bat), 2091 nucleotides. RefSeq names its product G protein-coupled receptor associated sorting protein family member 3 (gene GPRASP3). Bases 408 to 2048 code for a protein of 546 amino acids. The transcript is spliced from 2 exons. Gene Ontology annotation, cellular component: cytosol; nucleus. NCBI's taxonomy places the organism in Eukaryota, Metazoa, Chordata, Mammalia, Chiroptera, Hipposideridae. The record is from RefSeq and is a predicted model, not a curated record.
UCCCUCCUGUGUUUUUGUCCUUAGGUCUGCCUGUGAUUUCAGCUGUAGGGCUGAUCAACACUGGAAGCAGGGAAGGAGGAGAAAAUUGCACCAGAUCAGUGCAGGUCCAUCUCCAGCGGUGGCUGUGGUGGCCUUGGAGUGGCGGAAGAUUAUCACUUUCAACUUGUGUGCACUCAGGACCCAUCACCUUCCGUCGGCCUGAGUGCCUCGGCCCUCUGUCUGUAUCAUUGACAGAGGCUGUGUGUUUGGCAAGGGGACUGCGUGCCUGCUGAACCGACUGUUGACUCUAACUCUUGCUACAGAGUUUCCCUCUGACCGAGUGAAAGAGUGUCAAGACAUCGACCUGGGACAGGUUGAGAGCCAACGCCAAGACUGUAUAGGGCUACCUACAUAACUGGGCUUCAGCCAUGACUCGGAGUAGAAAUAAGGCCAAAACUGCAAAAAAGGCUGGUGUCGCAGCCGAAGCAAAGAGGGAGGCUGCUCGUGUAGCCAAGACCCCGGCCAAGGCAAAAGGCACGGCAGGGUCUCAGGCAGAUUCAGUGGCAGAGAUGAAGGCAGUGUCUAAGAACAAGGUUGUAAUUGAGAUGAAGGAAGGAUCCCUGGCAAAUUUCAGUCCCAAAGCUGAAGAUGAGGCCACUAGAGCAUCUCGGUUUUGUUGUGUGGCUGAGGCUAGUGCCAAGUCCAGGUCUAUGCGUAAAGAUAAGGCUGACAUCGGUGCCUGCUUCUGGGCUGGGGAAGGGACCAGUGUUGGUUCCGGGUUCUGGAAUGGAGAAGGGACUGGUAAUCGCUCCAAUGCUAAGGACGAAGAGAAAGCUGAUACUGGUCCCCCAUCCUGUGCUGAGAAGUUGGAGCCUGUGGUGGCCAGGGAUGACUGCAAGGCUGGGCCAGGUGCUAAGGGGGAGGAGGAGGAGGACGAGGAGAAUGUUAUCGGGAACUGGUUUUGGGAUGGAGACGAAACUAGUUUUGACCCUAAUCCUAGACCCGUGAGUAAGAUAGUUAGGCCCCAGCCUGUGGAUGAAAUUAAUGAAAAAAAUAGGCCCAAGGACUGGUCUGAGGUAACUAUCUGGCCCAAAGCCCCUGCUGUAACCCCAGCAGUGUUAGGAUUUAGAUCCCAAGUCCCAUCUGAGACAAGGCCCCCUUCAUAUAUCGUCCUGGCCUCGGCUGAGGAGAAUCCUCAGUCUUUGCCUGUGGCAACAGCAUGCUCUUCCAUGAGCACUCCUCCAUGCUCACAGCCUAUCCCUGAGUGCCCAUUUGGCUCUGACUCUUGCAUUCAGACCAUAGAGGAGAUUAGACGCCAAAUCAGGUUCAGGGAGGCGAAUGGGAUUAAGCCAUUUGCUUGCCCUUGCAAAAUGGAAUGCUACAUGAGUUCUGAGGAGUUUGAAAAACUUGUUACCUUACUCAAGUCAACUACUGAUCCUCUCAUUCAUAAAAUAGCUCAAAUUGCAAUGGGGGUCAUCAAUGUUCAUCCAUUUGCCCAAGAGUUCAUCAAUGAGGUGGGUGUAGUGACGCUUAUUGAAAGCUUGCUCAGUUUCCCUUCCUCUGAAAUGAGAAAAAAGGCCGUAAUUACUCUGAAUCCCCCUUGUGGGGAUGAAAGAGAACGCAAGGUUGCAUUACAUGUCAAGCAUAUGUGUGAGGAAACUGCGUGUUUUCCCUUGAACUCACCCGGACAGCAGUCUGGAUUAAAGAUACUAGGGCAACUGACUGCUGACUCUAACCAUCACCGUAUUGUUGCCAAUUACUUUUCCGAGCUUUUUCGCGUGCUGUCCCUGGGAAAUCGUAAAACCAGAAACCUUGUUUUGAAAGUACUAUUGAAUUUGUCUGAGAACCCAGCUGCAGCCAGAGACAUGAUCAGUACAAAGGCAUUAGCAGCAUUAAAACUCAUCUUUAACCAGAAAGAAGCAAAAGCCAAUCUGGUUAGUGCCGUGGCCAUAUUUAUUAACAUAAAAGAGCAUAUCAGAAAGGGCUUGAUUGUGGUUGUCGAUCACUUGAGUUAUAACACGCUCAUGGCCAUUUUCCGUGAAGUUAAAGUGAUUAUUGAGACAAUGUAAAAUGAGCCAGAAAUAAGAGCGAACACCUUUUGAACAGUCUCCA